Ctenocephalides felis (cat flea) is the source of this 2929-nucleotide messenger RNA. RefSeq names its product mitogen-activated protein kinase kinase kinase 11-like. Gene Ontology annotation, biological process: protein phosphorylation. Lineage: Eukaryota; Metazoa; Arthropoda; Insecta; Siphonaptera; Pulicidae. Gene Ontology annotation, molecular function: JUN kinase kinase kinase activity; protein binding; ATP binding. The record is from RefSeq and is a predicted model, not a curated record.
UUCUGCUGAGCCAAGCCAUAGAAAAUGACGAUUUUCGCUUCAAAACUCUCAAGAUAACAGAUUUCGGUUUAGCCCGGGAAGUCUACAAGACCACACGCAUGUCAGCAGCCGGCACUUACGCCUGGAUGCCGCCCGAAGUUAUUAAGACGAGUACAUUCUCUCGAGCCAGCGACGUGUGGAGCUACGGGGUUCUGUUAUGGGAAUUGUUAACUGGGCAGACACCGUACAAAGGAAUUGACGCUCUUGCUGUAGCCUAUGGAGUUGCUGUUAAUAAAUUGACGCUGCCAAUACCGUCCACUUGCCCUGUGAAAUGGAGAGAUCUAAUGGAAGCGUGCUGGGAAUCGGAUCCACACCGAAGGCCGGACUUUCCCAAGGUGUUAGAAGCGUUGGAUGAUAUAGCCAGGUCGGCCUUCGCGAAUACACCACACGAAUCAUUCCAUUCUAUGCAGGACGACUGGCGCAGAGAGAUUGAAGAAGUGCUCUUAGAAUUGCGCAGAAAAGAAAAGGAACUGCGGUGCAGAGAAGAAAUUCUGAAACGAGCGCAACUUCAACAAAAACAACACGAAUACGAGUUACGUCAGAGAGAAGAAGACUUAGAUGCACGAGAAAUCGAACUAUUAGCACGCGAAUUAAGGAUAAUGAUUAAUGGACUAAAUGCACCCGAACCCUGCAAAAGACGUGGAAAGUUUAAAAGAUCUCGAUUAAAGUUGCUGAAGAAAGAACCUGGUCAGAUUAGUUUGCCAUCAGACUUUCGCCAUACUAUAACUGUACAACAUACUGCAGUGAGUGAAAACGCGAGGCAUCGACUUGAAACGCCUCCUGGUUCGCCUGCCAUACCAAGACUGAGAGCAAUAGCUUUGCCUUCCGACGGCGUUAAGGGCAAAACGUGGGGUCCUUCAACACUUCAUCAACGCGAGCGAACUGUUCUGCCUGGUGCCAUGCACCGUGCUCAUCAGCGCGGAGCUCCAGCGUUUAGUAAAAGCGCUCCCAACUUGGACAAGACAAGACCUCAUGGGUCAGGAACACUUCGAGUGCAGGAAUUAGAUUACAGUUCUAGUGAAUGGGGUCCUGAGAUGCCAAUUGCAAUGGGUUAUCAAAGCAGGGCGACUGAUAUACCCAUGCCUACGUUAUACACAGCUGAUGGCGUGCGUCCCAGAGCGAAACUAUCAAUUGUGGAAUUAGUUCUUUAUAAUAUGGCAUCCAUGUUAGCCAGUUUUGCUGCAGGCUAUGAUGUUCGAGUUUCUAACGUCUCUCCUCUUCAUCCGAGGCUGCAACCUAAUAGGCCAGAAGAAGACGAGGAGACAUCAUCACCGCCUUACAGACUUCCCAUAGAACCGCCAAUGCAGAGAUCUUUACCUCCUUUAUAUCAAGAUGAAGACGAUGUGCUUAGCAAGUAUUCUGAUUAUCAUUACAACAAUCAAUCUGCUCCUGGUGUCUACGCGCAUCAUACUUACCACGGGCCUGCACGGCAUUCAAGAGCUGCGUUAAUGCCUCAUAAUACAUCAGGAGUUUGUGCACCGGGAUAUGGUUUGAUAGGCCAUGUGACUGGUAUCUAUGGAAAAGAGGUCGCUGGUUAUGAGAAGGAUGAAAAUAUUAGGCCGUUAAGGUUUACUGAUUCGCCGCAACAUUUACCAAACAGCGCCAGUUCGGGAGGUAUGCAUGCUCAUCAUCACACAGGUGUACCACAAACUCAGACGUCAUCAACUUUGCUAUCAGAUACCGCAACAACAAAUAGUAAUACUUCUGGUGUUGGAUCAACCCUAUUAAGUGGGCCGCCACCUACGCCUAGUCCUCGACGAAAAACCAGUUCAGACGCUGGUGACUAUUCAGUCAAUUCUGAUCGAGUUCCUGGCAUAUAUAUUCCUGGAAAUUAUUUGCCCAAUGAACUUCCUCCGGAGGGAACUUAUUUAAACAGUUAUGCAUCACCGUAUAAAACUGAGAUCAAUCAUGGAUACCAGUAUGAUAAGAGUGAUUACGCUGGAAAAUAUUCACAUCACAACACAUCGGAUUAUUUGAUAAAUCAGUCAACCAACUAUCAGGACAGUUAUUAUCAAGACUAUAAUGCGUGUUACGAUCGCAUGGCUGUGCCGCAAGUAGCUCAUAGACGAACCGGUUCUAAUGCUUCCUCCGCAAGUUUAAGCGCUGUGAACCCGGGCUAUGUAAUCGAAUCCGAUGAAAUGGCCUUGUAUUCCAGUAAACGCAGUGAUAAUUCAGAUACCGCCUACCAGGACUAUCUGGUAAGUCACCAAUGGAAGCAACCCAGCGGUGCCUCCACUCCACAAAGAGGUGGAGAUAUAUAUUACUCAGUGCGAGAACAGGUUGAUCGACCAGGCACCUUAGGCUUAGGCUUGGAAUUAGGAGUAACAAAAUUACGUUCCAGUUUAAAAAAAUAUAAUUCCCAAAAAACUUCUGGUUCCCGAAGUGGCGGUUCGUCGGGCGGUGGCACGCCUACUAAUCCUACUCCACCAGAUAGUCUGACUAGUGAUGACUCCUCUUACCUAAGUGCGAAAGAUUCUUCUAGUUCCCAUUCCAGAGUAAGGUUUAGCCCGGAAACUUUACUGGAUGCUGCUGUAUAUUCGCAAGGGCAACAAAGUUUAGAUACUGUGCAAUUGAUUUCUAGGAGAUCCAGAAGAACGGAUAGGGACUUUCCAUCAUAGCGUCAGCAGGGUGAUGGUUUUAUUUUUUUGGUUGAAAAUUGGACACCGCAUUUUAUGGCAUCAUCUUGCGUCAAAUUUUCAGUAGUUCUCACUGAUUUAGAAAAUUGCCUCUAAAGAUAAUGCCCCUUUGAUUUGCAAAAGUAGAUGGCAAUUUUCUUUUAGCUUACUAAGUUUUUGAAUUACAAAAUCAGACACACAUUUAAAACUUAAGUAAAAAUUUGGGUAGACUGAUAGUCUAGAGUUACUUAAUAAGAUGGAUAUCAAACUAUUUC